GUUUCCGGGGUUUCCCCCCUCUGGAGGGGAGAGGUUACUGUCGGUCAUUGACACGCUGUCGUUCCUGAUUCAGUCUGCCAAGAGUGCGUGAAGCGGAGAGACUUGAGGCAGCAAGGGAGCAGCUCAAUGCGGAACGAACGCUGCUGAGGUGAAAUCUGGCGCCACGUUCUAAAUUGGAACGCUGAUACAUUCUGCUCGUCGCUGAAUACAACCAGAUUCUCUCGGAAGAGGAAACAUCCCCUCUGCAUUUACCCUGUCAAGACCCUUCAGCAUCUUAUGUAUAAAAAGAAAGUCUUCGGUCUCUGCUGCAUUCCUGACCCCCUCAGCUGGCUGAAAGAGUUGGAGUAUAAUACUCGUAACCUGCUGGUUGAAAUCCAUCCAGAAGGAAAGGAAUUCCAAAAGCACUUGAAGUCUCCCUGAAGCUGGACCUGCUGCUUUUAUUGUACCUUUCUCCUCUCCCUCCCUUUUUCUCUCUGUCAAACUCGUCACUCUCCAACACUGUUUUAGCCAAACUGCAGCUCAUUUGCCACCUUCUGAGAACCAAGUCACACUCACCAACACCCAAAAGCAUAGUCAGUUGAGAGUGGGAGACCGCCAAACAGAUCCUAGAAAAUAUCCAGUUCCAGUAUCUGAAGGGGAGGGACAAAAAUCCAAAUAAUGAAGCUUAAGCAAGAAGUGCAUUGCAUUUUCUUGCUUCCUAUCUACCUGUUGAUGUGGCUUUACACAACCCUCACCUUUAUCCCAUGGUAUUUCCUCUCUGAUGCAAAGACGAAAAAGGCAAUGGCAAAACGAAUCAAGGCCAAGCCCACAUCCGAGAAACCAGGCAGCCCAUUCCGAUCUGUGGACCACUUUGACUCCCUUGCCAAAAUGGACUUCCCUGGGCUGGACACACUCGAUAAACUCUUUGAAGCAGCUGUGAAGAAGUUUCAGAAGCAGAACUGUUUGGGCACAAGAGAGCUGUUGAGUGAGGAGAAUGAGGUGCAGGCCAAUGGAAAAAUAUUUAAAAAGCUAAUCCUGGGAGAAUAUAAAUGGCUAAGCUAUGAAGAGGUAAAUCAGUGUGUAAACCGCUUUGGCAGUGGCCUAUCUGCCUUGGGACUGAAGGCAAAGGAUAUGAUUGGCAUCUUCUGUGAAACCAGAGCUGAGUGGAUGAUUGCAGCCCAGGCCUGCUUCAAGUACAAUUUUCCACUUGUAACAAUUUAUGCCACCCUUGGAGAAGAUGCUGUCGCUUAUGGACUAAAUGAAUCUGAGGUAACGCAUCUCAUCACAAGUGUGGAACUCCUUGAUACCAAGUUGAAGAGAGUGCUGCCGAAACUUCAGAAGCUGAAGCAUGUCAUUUAUGUGGACAAGAAAGCCGUCAAUGCUUCGGAAUAUUCAGAAGUUCUCCAGGUCCACAGUAUGGCUUCUGUGGAAGAACUUGGAGCCAAACCUGAGAACUUAAACAUAACUCCAUCCAGGCCUGUUCCCUCGGACUUGGCUGUGGUGAUGUACACAAGUGGAUCUACAGGUCAUCCAAAAGGAGUGAUGAUGGUACACAGUAACUUGAUAGCGGGUAUGACUGGCCAGUGUCAGAGGAUACCUGAGCUGGGGCCCAAAGAUACAUAUAUCGGAUAUCUGCCAUUGGCUCAUGUGCUGGAGCUUACUGCAGAAAUUUCCUGUGUGGCAUAUGGCUGUCGAAUUGGUUAUUCAUCUCCCCAAACCCUGUCUGACCAGUCAACUAAAAUCAAAAAAGGCAGUAAAGGUGAUUGUUCCAUCCUGAAGCCAACACUGAUGGCAGCAGUUCCCGAAAUCAUGGACCGUAUCUAUAAAAACGUCAUGAGCAAGGUGCAGGAGAUGAACUAUUUACAGAGGACUUUAUUUAAAUUAGGUUAUGAUUACAAGUUGGAACAAAUCAAAAGAGGUUAUGAUGCACCCCUCUGCAGCAUGAUAUUAUUUAAAAAAGUGAAAGCCCUUUUGGGAGGAAAUGUUCGAAUGAUGCUGUCUGGAGGGGCUCCCCUUUCUCCACAAACACAAAGGUUUAUGAAUGUGUGUUUCUGCUGUCCAGUAGGUCAAGGUUAUGGCUUGACUGAGACAUGUGGAGCUGGAACCAUCACUGAAGUAUUGGACUACAGCACAGGCAGAGUUGGAGCCCCAUUGAUCUGUUGUGAAAUCAAGCUGAGAGAUUGGGAAGAAGGUGGAUACACCACUUGUGAUCAGCCCAAUCCAAGAGGAGAGAUUCUAAUUGGUGGACCAAAUGUGGCUAUGGGGUACUUCAAAAAUAAUAAAUCCAGCAGUGAUUUCUUUGAAGAUGACCAUGGUCAGCGUUGGUUUUGCACAGGAGAUAUUGGUGAAUUCCACCCAGAUGGCUGCUUACAGAUAAUUGAUCGCAAGAAAGAUUUAGUGAAGCUACAAGCUGGAGAAUAUGUCUCUUUGGGUAAAGUUGAGUCUGCCUUAAAGAGUUGUUCCCUCAUUGAUAAUAUUUGUGCAUACGCAAACAGUGAACAAUCUUAUGUAAUUAGUUUUGUGGUACCCAACCAGAAGAAGCUGACUGCCCUUGCGGAACAGAAACAAGUUCAGGGAACGUGGGAGGAAAUUUGUAAUGAUAGCAAGAUGGAAGCUGAAGUACUGCGGGAAAUCAAAGAAGCAUCAGCAUCCAGUAAAUUAGAGAAGUUUGAAGUCCCUGUGAAGGUUCGUUUGAGCCCAGAGCCUUGGACUCCUGAGACUGGUUUGGUAACAGACGCCUUCAAGCUUAAGAGGAAAGAACUGAAGAACCACUACCUCAAUGACAUUGAAAGGAUGUAUGGAGGGAAAUAGAUUCUUCAAAACCCUGGAUGAUAGAUUUAUGGUGCCUGCAGAAAAGUAGCGCACCAAACAGGACAGUGAUUAAUUUUAAACAAAUUAAUGAACCCAAAUGGUUUUUCUCCAAUGUAUUCACUCUUACUUGAACAUUAAAGCAAGCAAUUGGAAAAUUUCUUGAAGGUUGUAAGGUUCCACCAUGUGCCCACCUUCGAGUAAUGACCAUUGUCCUCUUGCAUGUUUGUUUUUUUACCUUUGGUUUUGUGUUUUUUCUUUGUGGGGGGACCACCAGUUGGUUAUACAGGAAAUGCUGGGGAGAGAAUGGAGUCUGUUAUUGUAAAUGAGCUUUUAAAAAAGUGACCAUUUUCUUUCCUAUAUUCUUUACUUAAAGAAAACAAUGCGAGGUUUCUCCAUGUAGCUUGAACCUCUCAAAACCCCAAUCGGGUGGUGGCACUGUUUUUUUUUGAUGUGAUGUUUGCACUAGAAUGUUUCAUGUUUAUAUAAAAUGUUGCUGAAAAUAUUUUGGUUCUUAAAAAUGAUAGAUCAUUUUUCCCUAUUUACACCGCAGUUGUUUAACUGUCAUGAUUGCCGAUAGUUUUUUAAACAUGAACCGGCUGAAAAUUGAUAUGACUGGGCAACUUUUAAUUGUCUUUGUGAUAAUAAGUAGUGGCUCUGUAGUUUGCCAGUACUAUGGUACUAAAGAGCUCACUGGCCUUUCUCCUGGAGGGAUGCAGCUGACAUAACAUGUCUUCAUGGCGUGGUAUCAACUUAACUCUUAACAGAACAAUCCUUUUGGUCUCCAGAAUACCUUGUAAUGGAUGUUUGUGGACAAUGACGGUUAGAGUUACUUCAUCGCAUAAGUAACCUAUCCACUAAGUGUAAAUGCCAGCUCUUGAGUUCAGUGCUUUGGCAAAAGCCCAAGAUUUUUCUUUUCCCAAAGGUGUAUCCACAAAUCCUCAAUCAUUGUGUUGUGAACGAGCAUUGCAUGAACCAAGAAAGACACGGUUUUGGAGCUGCUGCUACUUGAUCACUUUGGAGAGACUCCUAUAGACAACGCACCAGUGUGGAUGUUCAUUGAAGAGAGAAUUUGACUUCGACGUCAUGAUUGUGCUCAGAUGUCAACAGUUUGUCUAAUCUUUCAGUCAAAAGAACCAUUUGAAAACUGGAGAGAGGCAACCAAUAUUCUGUGCAACUUUAUCCAGGUCUGAGUCAGCACCCUUUUGUGGAGAAGGGAGCAGUACCUUGUAUGAUAACUAGACUAUAUUUAUUUGUCCACUUCAGGUAGCCUUGCUGUAGUAAACAACUUGUAAAAAUAUCCAUUGGGCAAACACCUUUUGGUUGUUAAAGUGCAUCUUUAAUCAUGCAUUUGGCUAGUUUCUUUGUUGUUUUGGAAGCUAGGUACUCACUUACUCAAUUUUGUUUUAUUUUGUUCCUAACCACCUAGAAACCUGUAAUGAAUCUUGCUACUCCAUCCCACCACCCCUCCCAAACACACACGCAAUUGCCAUGUCAUUAGCUAGGAGCAUUGAGGUGGUUUGGGUGGCCAAUAAUUGGGCGAAAUGAAAAUCUGACAAAAGCAGCUGGUUUUCCGAUUAUUAUCCUGUUUUAUUUUGAAAGGAAGGAUAUGUCGUAAGAGGGAGGGAAAACCCUUGAUAAGCGGUUUGCUUACUGUGAGUUACCUUAUCUUUUGUAUAUGUAAAAGCUGUCUGCUUUACAUUUGUGUGACAUGCCAUCUUAUGUUUGGCACAACCUUUCUGAAACUGUCCUGGUACUGUAGAACUGGAUUAGUUCAUGGCAUUCAUUCGUGUGUGUGUAUCAUUUAUUUGAGCUAGGAUUACAGCUAAUUCACAAACAGAUUUUCAUUUCAGGCUGUGACUCAAACAGUUCAUGCUGAAAAACAGUGUAUUUAAAAUCCAGUUAAUUAUCAGUCAUUUGUAUCAAGACCUUGUCUCAAAUUUCAACAACUCGAAUAUAAAUUGAAUGCUUUAAAACUCCACCCAGGCCUCUGUGCUCGUUAAAGAUCUUUUUCUUAAUUCAAUUUAAUUCUGUGUUUGUGUCCCCUUGAAGAAAGUGCAAACAGGUAGCUGAUGUAAAAUGCUGAGUGAAAUUUAAGUGCUGUACAUUUGUUUUAAAAAUUUAUGAUUUGGAAUGAAACGGGUCAGAGCUUAAUAGAAACAAUUGUUUUGAUUUUUAAAUUAGUGUUUUUAUACCUCGAUCAGCUUUCAGAAAGCUGAUUCUUCAGAGGAACAUUAUACACAUCAAUAAGUGCUUAUGUGGGGAAUUAUUUGUGACUGUAACUUCUGUACUUAAUGUCAAUUGUCUUAUAUAUAUAUUUAAUAUAAUAUAUAUAUGAUGUGUGUGUAAAUGGGAGGAGUAAACGCAAUUUAAAGAUUCAUUAUUUUGAGUGUCUUCAGGUUUUAAAUUGCUCCUUUUCCUUUUGGAGCAGUAUGAGAGUGAUUUGUGUUCCAUUUCCAUAUGGCCCAUUAUGUUAUAAGUACCCUCACAAGGUUUCACAAUAUUCAACAUUUAAAAAGCACUUCAGUCGAUCCUGAUGGUCUCAUGGAUCAAAGUACAGCCAGUGUGGUACUGAGCUGCACUCACCAUGAACCAGGUUUGUUUCCUAAACUGAGUUAUAUUGAUUGGGGUGAUGGCCAGACUCUCUACGGUUAACUCUACAGUUUUGGGUUAGCAAGUGAGAAAGGACAAAGAAAGCCCUCAGGAACCAGUGUCCCUGCUCUUGAUUAUUAUCCAGUGAUCUUCUGGUAGGCCUGUGUGCUGAUGCUGGGCAAGAGCAGUACCCUUGCCAACAACAACUAUGUGUGACCAGCUCUCCCCAUCAAGGCACUCUUGGGUGAGUGUGUUGCUAGCAGCACCGUGACACCAAAGCCAUACCUGCACCCAGCUUGCACCAGUAUCAGCUGAGGAAAUGGGGUGAGGGUGUGAAGUAAGAAAGUUCACACGUACCCCAAAAAGUGUAGAAGGAACAAUCUAAAAUGUCCAUUAAGCCAUCUCAUGGUGGCAAGUACUCCAUCUACUGGUAAGUCAUUGUAAUGACUUUGGAUUUCAAGAAGACUUCUUUUCCUCUCCAGUUUUCACCCUCUGUUUACACAAGACACUUUUUUUUCUAUUGUGUUGAAUGCACUAUCUCUGUAUUUUAAUGAAUGUGUGCAGUCAGUGAUUCCAGCUAUGAGCACUGCUGCCCCCCAGUGGUGGAGGUAGAGCUUCUCUGUAGUAACAUGGGUUUUGACCAUGACCUUUUAUUUAAAUAGCAUCUCUCCUCUCUACAUAUCAUUGAACCAGCUCUGAUAUCUCAGGCAAAUUCCUCCUCAGGGUCCCAAAAUCUAACUGCUUGAUUGUUGAGGUAGGAAGAGUGAUCUUGGAGGAAUUCUGUGUUAAAAAACUAAUUGACCCUUUUUAGCCAUGGGGAAUGUGUCAUAUAAACAUAUUCUCGCAGGUGUGACCCAUUUCCUUUUCUUAUGGGUACCCUGGUGUCAGCAAUGAGAUGCAAUCCGUGGCAAGAGGCUUUGUUGCCAAAGAUUUUGAGGGUUCAUAAAUAUAGCCUUUGUUCCAUCCAUAAUUCUCAUCAGCAUCAAGACCAUGCCUGAAUAUUUCUAUUCAUUGUAAUGAUUUCCCCUUCUCGGUUCUGCCAGCAUAAUGCAGUUGUCUAUGGACAGAUUUGAAAACACCACUGCUCAAUGUUGAUGACUUAAGUUGAUAUCUUUGGCUAUUGAAUAUUUGUAUAAAAAUGGGCGUAAUUAAAACUAGGUUAUUUAUCAUUCUCUCAAUUGAAUUAUUCAUGGCUGUUUUCUUGAUUUUUAAACCUGCAUUAUGACAGCCAAAAAUGUAAAAUAAAAAUGUUUCUGUGGAAUUUUAGGGUGUGAACCUUAUCCACCUGACGGAUAAAUGUAAAUAAAAAGUGGUUUCUCAGCACAA
Chiloscyllium plagiosum (whitespotted bambooshark) is the source of this 6705-nucleotide messenger RNA. NCBI's taxonomy places the organism in Eukaryota, Metazoa, Chordata, Chondrichthyes, Orectolobiformes, Hemiscylliidae. The record is from RefSeq and is a predicted model, not a curated record.